Molecule: messenger RNA, 2319 nt
Organism: Caenorhabditis sp. 36 PRJEB53466
Lineage: Eukaryota; Metazoa; Nematoda; Chromadorea; Rhabditida; Rhabditidae
Source: the annotation of a GenBank genome assembly
AUGCGAUGUUCUUCGGUGUCGGCUAGUCUUCUCUUCAUUUCUAGUUUGUUUUCAAUUCCCAAUGUUUUCACUUACUCUGCACAUAUCGAAGAUCCAUCAAGAAUUGGUUUGUUUUUCACCCAAGUCUACAUAAUUUGAAGACAAUUUUUGCAGAGCUUGACAUGUUUGACUGGACCGCCGGUCUCCGGGUAGCCUAUUGCGUCGACUCGCCUCUUCCCGAUCUCAUUUCUCCUUUCCGCCGUACAAUGGCUAAAGUUGUGACGAAGUAUUGCCAGAAUGCAACUGCUUGCAAUCUGAGAAGCUCGUUAGUUGGACACCGAUUGACAGAAAAUCAAUGGGAAACUUUUAUUUUUCAGAUUAGUGUUUGGGCCUGAGCAAAUCGUGAUUCUGGAAGGAUUUCCGAGAAGAGAAUCACUGACCAUUCAGAUUAAGUUUUUCAUAUUAUUACCGCAUUCGUCGAAUCCAAAUUUGCGUCAACAGAGACCCUUUCUACCGAGACAAGUGCUUUCUGGUGGGAGCAGAACCAUAGAGAUCUGUGAAUUCGAGAAAGUUACAGAUAUUCUGAGAAAACAUCAUCAGGAAAUAGCAAACCGAUUGGGAUGGCAUAUACUUGCAUAUGAAAGGUGAAACAUUAAAGGACCAGGGAACCCAAAAAUUUUUUUAUGUUUUUGUGAAAUGUUUUUGUGACUGUUUGAAUUGUCUCUUAUUGCCUCAUACACUGGUGAAAUGCUGCCUCUCAAAAACGCCAAUGAACGAAACGGCAUGCAGUUGAAGUUGUGGCCGUGGCCUAGCGCCAAUGACCGAAAAAAAUAUAAAAAAAUAAAUGCGCUUCUCGGCCAUUUUUAUUUUUUUCCGCUUUUUACCGGUUUUUUUCCAAAAAAAUUCACGGUUUCUCCCAUUUUGGCACUUCAUAUCGACUGAAUGAAAACAAUUUUUUAGCAGUGAAAAAAUAAGUAAGUGCCGAACAAAUGUCAAUCAACUGAAAAAUGGGAGAAACCGUGAAUUUUUGGAAAAAAACCGUUAAAAAAGCGGAAAAAAUAAAAUGGCCGAGAAGCGCAUUUAUUUUUAUAUAUUUUUCGGCCAUUGGCGCUAGGCCACGGCCACAACUUCAACUGCAUGCCGUUUCGUUCAUUGGCAUUUGAGAGGCAGCAUUUCACCAGUGUAUGAGGCAAUAAGAGACAAUUCAAACAGUCACAAAAACAUUUCACAAAAACAUAAAAAAAUUUUUGGGUUCCCUGGUCCUUUAAAUUGGUUGUAAAAAAAAAACAAAUUUUUAGGUAUCCUCGGUUUGACAGUAUGACAGAGUUCAUGAACAUUGCCAUCAUUCCCAUAGUUAUCGUUUCUCUACCUCUUAUGGUUUUUCUAGCUUAUUGGGUAUCAACCCUUCGGUUUGUUUCCUCAAAACUUUUCCGGUUCAUUUUUAAGUUUUUAGACCGAAUUCCGGAUCAGACACCUGGAUGGUUACCGGUUCAGCCGGAGGAAAGAAUGCAGCGCUUCGGAGGACAAUGGAGAUAAUCGCGGAACAGAACGAAGAAUACGAACGUCAGCAGAGAUACGCAUUAACGAAACAUGUUGUGGCCACGAGCGGACACGAGGGCAUCACCGCAACCGGAGAGUUAUUGCUGAAUGUGGCGAGGUCCGUGACAAAACGGAUCUAUUUGUGAAGUCCGUCAUUUCCAGAUUGUCCAUGGCCUCUUCUCAACCUCCGAUGUCCAGUUCUUCGGCCCAGUCGCCCACAAUCUUUAUCCAACCAGGCAGUUCCAGUUCCUCCUCUGCUCCUCGAGCAUCCAUAGCAUCACUACACGGAAAAGAGCUGCUUCACGUCAAGCCCAGGUAUACCAAUUGAUAAAACGGAUACGUCCGGCGGGUUCAACUCUUUCUCUCAUACAUCAUCUCUGACAACGCAUUUGUUUUAUGAACACCCUCCCGCAGUGACGGCGAAAUUUUUACACUUUCAAUCACUUUUUACGCGGAGAAAUGAGAAACGGCCGAUCAGACUGAUGAGAGAGAGAGAGAGAGAGAAAGUGAUUCGUAAGAAGGCAUGUCAAGAGAAAAGUGCAAAGGUGAUUCGCAACUUUGACACUGGAUACUUCUCAAUGACAUGGCUUUCUUUCUCUCAGACUUAUCAUUGGGGUUAGGUAACCAGUCGGCAUAUUGCGGUCAUUGUCAUUCAUUUCUUAAUCAGUUUACAGACAUUCGCGUCGUCCUUCUUCUGUGGAGGAAAUCAAAAAAGCGAGACGCAUGCGCGGUCAUCGAAAGUCGGAAUCCAAGCAGUGGAAGUCGGGAAGUCUGAUGUUGGCCGGAUUCCGAAGAACAUAA